AUGUCUACAGCAUCUCUUCCCAUGAAGCACAAAGGUCUCGUAGUUAGCAAGAGUGUUCCAAAACUGUUUAACACUAUUACAGGAGACGCUGGGCUUACACAGGCAUCAAAAGCGCAACCGGACGACAUUUACGUUCUCAAAGACACCGGCUCCGACACCGUAAUCGAGGACAAGUAUGAGCCGAGUGUUCGAUUGAUGGACCGGAAGGUAGAAGAUAAACUUGCCCAUCGUCCAAGAAAUGGCUAUAGCCAGAGACCUUUAGCUGGCCCCUUUCGCACGCGUUUCCAAAAGCCCAUGUGGAACGUGACCAUCGGCUUCGCCCGUCAUAUGGAGGAGCAGGGUCACGAUAUCGAGGCACUGCCGUUGCAGCAGCGGCUAACCAUUCAAGAGUUGCUUGCAGCCGAUCGGCAGCUCGAAGAGAAGGAGGCCAUCGAAGCUGCAGAAGCUGCUGCAGCCAAGCUCCCAAAAGCUCGACCACAGGCUGGAGAAGUGUUCCCUGGCAUAAUCCCUCCGAAGAAGAGACCUCUACACUGGGGUCGCAAAGAGCACUUCCUCGGCAUGAAGAAUCACUUCAAUAGUCUCCAAUUCCGGCGAGCGUUGUAUGAGGAUGGUGUUGAUGAUGUUGAAGGUCUCAAAAGCAUGAGCACCGAUGCACUUGUGAGGAUGUGGAUGCACCGCCGGGAUCAGCUACAUUCAACCCGAGGAAGUUUCCAGGAUAGCGGUACUGAAGAGGCCCGUGAAGGGGUCUCUGAUGUUAUUGCUGGAGAGAGCGAGAACCCGCUUGAGGCGACUACAGCUGAAGAGCCCGCCCAUGGACCCAUUAGCAUGGCUGCAUUGUACUCAUUCCAGGAACCCCAAGUUUCUUUCGAAUUCGCCAACGCAGGAUUUCCAACAUUGCCUUCUGCUCUGACUCUUGGUAACAAGAUCCCAACAGCCAACACCAGCAACCCUACAUCGCUCGUGACUGGUCCAGGUCUCGACCAAGUUGAAAAACCUUCUAGGCAUGACACUGUCUUGAAUGCGAACGGAGCCCCAAUAGCGCUGCUCACUACUGACACCACAGCCAUGGGUCAAGUUGUGCGUGCCAAGCAUGGCCGGGGCCGCAGGAAGAACAACGAACCUGAUCCCGAGAAAGUUCGCCGCGAAGCUAUUGCUGCUCGGGUAGGCCGUUACCCUUUAUCGAUACCUGGAAAUAAUAAGGGUGAACCUCUUUCGAUGAGCCUCAAGAUGUCUGCUUUCACGAUCAAGCAAAAGUACAAUAUCAACAUGACGAAACAACUCCUGGAGGAUUACGGUAUUCUUCCAACUGAUCCGAACGACUUGUCUCCACAUGAAAAGCUUGCCGGACAUUUAGUCAAGGAACGGGAAAGCCUUAUCAAGAGUGGAGCUCAGCUUCAGGAGCCGUGGACACACGAUCGUCUCCAAGCAUAUGUUGCGGCUCAGGAAGCAAAGGAAGCUACCGGUCCAGCCACUCUUAUGUCUGAAACUGAUCAGCCGAAUGUCCAGGUAUCGCUGCAUCCAUCAUCGAAGAAACUAGAGAGCAUGACUAGAUCUAAGAAGGUUCCUUCUGCUACGUCUGGCAUGAGCAUUGCCAAGACCAAGCGCGUCCGGGAUGAAGAUCUGCAGAACGGUGGAAUCCAGGCACUAUCCCAGAAGCGGCUGCGAAAUGGUGCGAAGAUGAAGAAGGGCGCCCAAGUCACUAAACAGGAACCGAUUAUGCCAUCAGUAUAUGUAGCGACAGAGUAUGGUGCGGCCUUCCAACCGCAUCCUGCCGCAAACGAAUUAGAUGGAUCAGCCUUGUUCUCGCACCCGUACGCGUCUCCUGCUUCUCACAUCCACCAUCAGCUCGAUCAAGCGAAUUUAAACCACCAGUUUCAGGGGUUCCAAAACGACACUAUUCGGUCGCCUCAAUGGUCAAGUGUCGGACAGCGGGUUCAUGGGCAGGAAUCCUCUUACCAGGACGAUUCUACCUGCAACAGCUUGCAUCAGAAUGAGUACCUGUCAAGCUCACAAGUCCCUACCUCGGCCUACACGAUUCCGAUGCCUGGUGUAACCAACGACACUACGCAGCUAUCUAUCCCUGGCAUCCCCAUUGAUCCGGAUCUUCUUGAUUUGUAG
Paraphaeosphaeria sporulosa is the source of this 2118-nucleotide messenger RNA. RefSeq lists its product as uncharacterized. Lineage: Eukaryota; Fungi; Ascomycota; Dothideomycetes; Pleosporales; Didymosphaeriaceae. The transcript has a single exon. Bases 1 to 2118 code for a protein of 705 amino acids. The record is from RefSeq and is a predicted model, not a curated record.